UUGGCAUGUUGACACUUGUCCAAUGACACAAGGGGGGGUAUAUCUCCUCGUACGUUCAGCAUUAUUGCAGCAUUUGUCGAUCAGAAGGCAAGCAGGAAGUAAAGAUGGCGAGUCCUGCGAAAGAUAAAUCAGGGAUCGUUGAAAAGGACAGUACGUCCAGUGGACGUAUCAUUGCAGGUGUCACUCAGAAUGUCACAGAAACGGAUGCCUUUUACGGAGGUUCUAUCUCGUUGGACCCUGCCGAGGAGUACAAGAUGGACCACAAAAAAAGAGGCCUUGUCCUCAUCUUUAAUCAGGAGCACUUCUUUUGGCGUCUUGGGAUGCCUCCAAGGAACGGCACCAAUAUGGAUCGAUACAACUUGGUUAAAAGAUUUGAGGUCAUGAAUUUUGAAGUGAGAGCAUUUGAUAAUCUCAAACUGGAGGAGGUUUGGGACAAGAUAGCUGAAGCUGCUGAGGAUGAUCACACGGACUCUGACUGCUUUGUCUGUAUUUUCCUGAGUCAUGGGGAGAAUGAUCAUGUCUUUGCUUACGAUGGGAAGAUCUGCAUUCAGGAUGUAACAGCACUUUUCAAAGGAAAGAAAUGCCCAAGCCUGGCUGGGAAGCCCAAGAUAUUUAUCUUGCAGGCGUGCCGUGGGGACAAACACGAUGACCCAGUGACCCCCAUGGAUGUGGUGGACCAUGACACUAAGACUAAUAAAGUGGAGGUUGACGCUGGGGUUGUUUACACUCUGCCCUCCGGGGCGGACUUCCUCAUGUGUUACUCAGUGGCAGAGGGAUAUUACUCCCACCGUGAGACAGUAAAUGGCUCGUGGUACAUCCAGGACCUGUGUGAGAUCCUGAAGGAGCAUGGCCAGGCUCUCGAGUUCACUGAGCUUUUGACACUUGUCAACCGCAAGGUGUCCCGGCGCAGUGUUGGCCGAUGUAAUGAUCCCUCUGCCAUUGGAAAGAAGCAGGUGCCCUGUUUUGCCUCAAUGCUCACCAAGAAGCUCUACUUCAGGCCUAAGAGUGAUUAGUGUUUUCAGCCAGCUGUAACACACAGUGGGUUCAUAAUCCUUCCUCAGGUUUUCAUGGCAUCUAUUCUCAGGUCAUGAGUAUCAGCAGCAAAUAAUCAAACAAAAUGGUGCAUAAUGUUGUGACUAACU
This is a messenger RNA of Alosa sapidissima (American shad), 1142 nucleotides long. RefSeq names its product caspase-6-like. Gene Ontology annotation, biological process: proteolysis; apoptotic process. Lineage: Eukaryota; Metazoa; Chordata; Actinopteri; Clupeiformes; Clupeidae. The record is from RefSeq and is a predicted model, not a curated record. The transcript is spliced from 8 exons. Gene Ontology annotation, cellular component: cytoplasm. Bases 105 to 1013 code for a protein of 302 amino acids.